AUGCAAAGCAUUAACAUUAACAACUAUGCUUUCAAACUAGCAGCAUAUGCAGACGAUUUGACAGUGGGAAUCAGCUCCACAACAGACUGGGAUAGCUUCACAAAUACUAUUAACAAAUAUAAAAAAGCAUCAAAUGCUAAGAUCAACAAACACAAGUCUAUUUUGAUCCCACUUACAGAAAAUGAUCGCAAAACUCAAUUAAAAGAAGCAGAAAUACUGCAAGUACAUGACACUGAUAAACCUCUAACAAUCCUGGGAUAUGAAGCAGAUAUUACUGGCAGCCUAUCCAAAAAUAUUUGGCAAAAAAUGGGAGGACUAGAAGCUCCAGUUUUAAAAGAUAUACUAGACUUAAGACUGGUCUUAGUUUGGAUUAAACUCCUCUCAAGCAAUCACUUUUGGGCCAAAGCUGAAAGAAAUACUAUUCAAACAGGAAUUCAGAACAAAAGAAGUAUAUCAAUAAAGGCAAUUAGAACUAAAGAACAAGUAGUAGCAAUGAACAAUUGGCCUUGGCCUCUAGAAGACCUAAAAAUAGAACAAGCCACAGCUGACAAUUACUCAGUUAAGAUAUGUACAGAGGCCCUACGCAAGGAACUACCACCAGCUCCUACUUUGUUGCUUAAUGCAGAAACCCCACAACAGGAGUUAAGCGUUUGGAUCAAGAUGAGAUCUAUCCAGAACAAGAAAAAGGAUAUUUUCUGGCGAUUGUUACAUAGAGCACUCCCAUUAGGCCGAAGUAUAUGGGAACAAGGAUACAAAAUGCUAAAAAACUAUACCAAAGAUCCACAACCAAACUUGAUGAAGGAAAUUUUCCUGGCUACUAACAUUAGAAACCCCAAGAAACACCAUGCAGCAAUCUGGGUUCAUAUCCAUACAAUUUAUGAAAUUUGGCUUUGA
Ambispora leptoticha is the source of this 894-nucleotide messenger RNA. NCBI's taxonomy places the organism in Eukaryota, Fungi, Glomeromycota, Glomeromycetes, Archaeosporales, Ambisporaceae. The record is from the annotation of a GenBank genome assembly.